Messenger RNA from Besnoitia besnoiti, 390 nucleotides. RefSeq lists its product as uncharacterized. The transcript has a single exon. The record is from RefSeq and is a predicted model, not a curated record. NCBI's taxonomy places the organism in Eukaryota, Apicomplexa, Conoidasida, Eucoccidiorida, Sarcocystidae. Bases 1 to 390 code for a protein of 129 amino acids.
AUGCUGACGGCGGAGGCCAGGCCUCGCAAUGUCGGCCAACUCAUUACGCUGCUCCAAGGCGGGACCGAGGAGCUAACGAAGCAGUCCCUGCUCGUCAGCCGAUUGAGCGCCCGCAUCGAGGCAACUUCUGAACUUGUAGCAGAAAUGGUUCAGACCGUCGGGGAGCUGCACCACUUCAAAACCGUCGCCGAGCAACUCACGGACCUCAGCGACAGGUUUCAGCAGUCCGCCAUCCUUAUUGCGGCCAUCUCGGAAGAUCAAAGAAACAGGAUCAGCGUCCUAGAGGAGUCUCCCAAGUCCGAGGAGGAGCGCGUUUUGGCAGCUAGGACGAUUGGCCAGGCUGAGCAGGCGCUCGAAGCCGCCACCCUGGCGCUUGCACUUUCCCCUUGA